Messenger RNA from Dermacentor andersoni, 1088 nucleotides. The record is from RefSeq and is a predicted model, not a curated record. Lineage: Eukaryota; Metazoa; Arthropoda; Arachnida; Ixodida; Ixodidae.
GUAUUACGAUAUGUUUGCUUUAGUGAAGUUUCUCAAAGAAUUCGACAAGAACCGGCUUUACGUUGGGACUGCCAGUUCGAUUUUAGACUUUCAUCCUCGCAGCACAGAGGAUUUUAACAACAGGACUGUGUACUCGGUAUUCUGGGUUGACGAAGAGAACCACGAGAAUACGCGGGCCUACGAGGCCCAAGUUCUGCUGCUGGCCGAAUCCCGGGAGGUGCUGGAAAAUAAGAAGUCGACCAAGAGAGUGCCCAUGCCAAAAAUACAAAUGGAAGACGACAGUGAGGAUGAAAGGCCUAGUGCCAAGAAGCAAGACAAGCAGGUAUGCCAUGAGCUUAGGGUGCAGUUUCCUAUUAUCUCGUGACCUAAAGCUUUACCAACUCACUAUUUUUUACUGUUUUAUUAGGUAUAACAAAAGCGCAAAAUUGCGCAAGCAAAUGCAAAAACUGCAAACUAUAGUAGUAUUCUGGCAAAGCAUGUGCAAAAUGCAAAAAAAAAAGCCAGGGGUGAGUCAUGCAGCCAGCCCAAUCAACAAAGCCAUGAAAGUGUUUCUGUACACUGUGUAUUUGCAAGUGAUAAUCAUCUCAUUGAUUCAAUUUUUCAGAGCCUGAAAUCCAAUUGGGAGUGCAACAGUUCAUCAUCUGAGGAUGAAUCUCUGAUAUCCGAGUCAGAGCUGCAAAAAGAAAUAGCCAAAAAAAUGUAGAAAGAAAUAGCUCAAAAAUGAAAAAAAGAAUCAAAUCUUGCUGGAGCAAGUGGCAUCACUCCAGCGGUGCUUAGAAAGCAAAAUAUUUCAAGGUAAGCGUAAUCACCUUGGCUUGAACACACUGAAUAAUACAUACUGCCAGGAGUGUGUAAGAGAGACGCGCUCUAAGAAUCGUAUAUACUUUGAAGCAGGCAUGCUCAUAGUGUGUAAAUAUCGGCUGUGCAUUAAGUAUAUAGGUAUAAUUGGCAUGUACAGGCGCCGACAAAAGUAGUAUACUCCACGCAGCCGGAGCCGGAGCAACGGCAAACUGCAUCGCAACGCCAUCUACAGGCAGCAUCUGGGAUCACGUCUGCCGAUAAUAAAGGGCACCCGUUGGCUGUCUCGA